Molecule: messenger RNA, 1848 nt
Organism: Coniosporium apollinis CBS 100218
Lineage: Eukaryota; Fungi; Ascomycota; Dothideomycetes
Exons: 1
Coding region: 1-1848 (615 amino acids)
Biological process (GO): ubiquitin-dependent protein catabolic process; establishment or maintenance of cell polarity
Cellular component (GO): MUB1-RAD6-UBR2 ubiquitin ligase complex
Source: RefSeq, a predicted model, not a curated record
AUGAGGGAAGUCAACUUCAGCAUACCGAACGCGAACAAAGCCUCCGUUGGCAUCACUACCGCUCUCUAUGAUCGCCGCGCUCUAGACUGCACAUCUACCCUGCCUCUAAUCAACUCGCUGAACCACCUGGCAUAUCUGACUACCUCCUCCGCGCGCAUACGAGACAUCUUGACCGUAGAUGGAGGCGUCGAACGGCUGGUGUGCAUACUGAAGGAGGGCAGGAGCAAAGACAUGAUGGACAUGUGGAAAUGGAACCUUGCGUUUCAAUGCGUGGUCAACAUUGGAGUAAGAGGGUCAGAGAACGUCCGGACACGGGUUGUCGAGGCAGACAUGGUCCCAGUCAUUGCAACCAUACUUGACAACUAUCUCAAGGUUAUUGAGAAAUGCCGGGAGAAGGCCGAAGCGGAGACGAAGCGGAACUCGAGAAGUCUCGGCACCUCGGGCAGACAUUAUCCGCGGGUGUCUGAACAACUGGGACUGUCUUCAGGCCACAGACAUGAACGUCACAGACGCCAGGCGCCUCCUCCGAUUGAGAUUCCGCAGCCUCCCAGUCACGCGCCGACCGACUCACAGGUUAUCGAUGCGCCCCCAGUACCUCCUACGUUUCCAUUCAGCUCCCCUCCUGAGCGCACAUCGUUCUCCAGACACCAUCAUCACCACCACCAUCGCAGCCAUGAAAGUAGAAGAUACGAGACGUUGCCUAGUUCAAGCCGCCAGAAUAUCCCUCAGCCUCUUGCAUCCGCUGGGCCGGUCCUGGAGCCUCCCGAACCUUUCAAUAUCCGACCAGUCAGAGAUGCCGACCGCCUUCCGUCCAUGCUACCCAUGGCGGUGGGGGAAAUUACGUCCCAGCCGGAGUCGCCAACCACACCGAACGCUCUCAUCAAUAUUCCGCCAACCAGCCCAAGAGUUGUGGCAAGCGGAGGCAGGACCCGCCGACGUCCGUCGAUCCGCCACCAGCUGUCUAUGUCUGGGGACUCGGACGGGGGCCAAGACGAAGAGCUGUUGGCAUCUGAGGACUCCGCGGCCGCUGGAGAUGCCGUAGAGCCCAUCGUGGGUCUCCAGAACGAGAUCAACAUGCAGGACAUCGUCGACAACGAGGAGAUGCUAGAUGCUGGCGCAACGCCUGUCGGACUGAACGCAGCUCCUUCAGAGGAUACAGACGCAGAGACCUUCAACAUCACACACAGAUCCGCAAUCGAUGGUAGCCUGAUCAACCCAGCGGUGAAUCAAGCAGCUGGACCGAUGGCGUUCUCCCCCGCCCAGCCCACCAUUAACGUCGUCAAUGCCACCCCGCAGACGAUGCAAGCGAACUGGUACCCGCGCUACAUGCAAGACCGCACAAUCACAGCCGGCGUCCUAGCCGCCAUGCCACGUGACGAGGACGUUCUCAUGUCGCUCCAGCUUCUCGCCUACGUCUCCAAAUACUGCAAUCUGCGCUCCUACUUCCAAGAGUCGCACCUCGUACCAAAACUGAAGAUCGGCGCCGAUCUGGCAAUGCUAGAUGGCGAGGCGCCAGCCAAGCCAGCCGUAACGGAGGAGGACGAAGACGAGGAGUAUCUGCUCCCUGACGACUUCAAUAUCUUCCCGCUCGUCGAAAAGUUCACGGUCCGCCACCACAGCCAGGACAUGCAGUACUGGGCCGGCGUAGUCAUGCGGAAUCUGUGCCGCAAGGACGACUCCCGCGGCGGCAUCAGACAGUGCGCUUACUACGAGUGCGGGCGGUGGGAGGAGUUUACGCGGCAGUUUGCGAAGUGCCGCAGGUGCCGACGCACAAAAUACUGCAGCAAGGAAUGCCAGAAGAGCGCUUGGGUCUAUCAUCGGCAUUGGUGCGUUGCGGCGCAGCAAUAG